UGCAAUACAAAUUACUCAUUUUUAUUUUUUUUUUGCAGCCCAACAAUGGAAGAGGAAAUUGCCGCACUUGUUGUUGACAACGGAUCCGGUAUGUGCAAAGCUGGAUUCGCUGGAGAUGAUGCUCCCCGAGCUGUCUUCCCAUCCAUUGUCGGUCGCCCAAGACACCAGGGUGUGAUGGUUGGUAUGGGACAGAAAGAUAGCUAUGUUGGUGAUGAGGCUCAGAGCAAAAGAGGUAUCCUGACCCUGAAGUACCCCAUUGAACAUGGCAUCGUUACCAACUGGGAUGACAUGGAGAAAAUCUGGCAUCACACAUUCUAUAAUGAACUUCGUGUCGCCCCUGAGGAACACCCAGUGUUGCUCACAGAGGCUCCCCUGAACCCCAAAGCCAACAGAGAAAAGAUGACACAGAUUAUGUUCGAGACCUUCAACACCCCAGCCAUGUAUGUUGCCAUUCAGGCUGUGCUGUCUCUGUAUGCCUCUGGUCGUACCACUGGUAUUGUGAUGGACUCUGGUGAUGGUGUCACCCACACUGUGCCCAUCUAUGAAGGUUAUGCCCUGCCUCAUGCCAUCCUCCGUCUGGACUUGGCGGGUCGUGACCUGACAGACUACCUCAUGAAGAUCCUGACUGAGAGGGGCUACAGCUUCACAACCACAGCUGAAAGAGAAAUUGUCAGAGACAUCAAGGAGAAGCUAUGCUAUGUUGCCCUUGACUUUGAACAGGAGAUGGCCACUGCUGCAUCCUCCUCCUCCUUGGAAAAGAGCUACGAGCUGCCUGAUGGACAGGUCAUCACCAUUGGAAAUGAGCGGUUCAGAUGCCCAGAGGCACUCUUCCAGCCAUCAUUCUUGGGUCUGGAAUCUUGUGGUAUCCAUGAGACCACCUUCAAUUCAAUCAUGAAGUGUGAUGUUGACAUCCGUAAGGAUCUGUAUGCCAACACUGUGCUGUCUGGUGGUACCACCAUGUAUCCUGGCAUUGCAGACAGAAUGCAGAAGGAGAUUACAGCCCUGGCACCUAGCACAAUGAAAAUUAAGAUCAUUGCUCCACCUGAGCGUAAAUAUUCCGUCUGGAUUGGAGGCUCUAUUUUGGCCUCAUUGUCCACCUUCCAACAAAUGUGGAUUAGCAAGCAGGAGUAUGAUGAGUCUGGACCAUCCAUUGUCCACCGUAAAUGCUUCUAAAAGACUGCCAUUUAACACGCCGACUUCAAUUGCGCAGAGAAACCAGAAACAACAAAUUGGCAUGGCUUUUGUUAUUUUUGGCGCUUGACUCAGGAUUUAAAAACUGGAACGGUGAAGGUGAUGGUAUUGGCAAAUGAGCAUCCCCGAAGUUCUACAAUGCAUCGGAGGACUUUAAUUGUACAUUUUAUUUUUUUUUAUUUUUUUUUUUUUAGUCAUUCCAAAUGUUAAAUGCAUUGUUCAGAAACUUAUUUGCCUCUAUGAAGGCCACCCAGCUUAAUGGGAGCAGAUACUUCAGACAACAUUGUUUCUAGUAUUGCUUAUGUGUAAAUUAUGUAACCAAACAGUCUGGGGUUUUUUGUACUUUUCAGCCUUAAAUUCUUGGUCCUGUAUUUUGAGUUUGUUUAUGCAAAAGCUUUACCUUUGAUACGAAGGUUUACAUCCCCCCCACCCUUCCCUCUUGGGUGUAUGGAAUGAGCCGUAAACCGAUGGAGGUGCCAGUAGUGCUUGGGGCCUACCUGUACACUGACUAAACGGUCAAAUAAAAGUGCA
This is a messenger RNA of Erpetoichthys calabaricus (reedfish), 1722 nucleotides long. It is a transcript of the gene actb2, whose product is annotated as actin, beta 2. The transcript has 5 exons. Bases 46 to 1173 code for a protein of 375 amino acids. NCBI's taxonomy places the organism in Eukaryota, Metazoa, Chordata, Cladistia, Polypteriformes, Polypteridae. The record is from RefSeq and is a predicted model, not a curated record.